Molecule: messenger RNA, 3550 nt
Organism: Anopheles cruzii
Lineage: Eukaryota; Metazoa; Arthropoda; Insecta; Diptera; Culicidae
Product: galactosylgalactosylxylosylprotein 3-beta-glucuronosyltransferase P
Exons: 5
Coding region: 251-1468 (405 amino acids)
Biological process (GO): carbohydrate metabolic process; chondroitin sulfate proteoglycan biosynthetic process
Cellular component (GO): Golgi membrane
Molecular function (GO): galactosylgalactosylxylosylprotein 3-beta-glucuronosyltransferase activity
Source: RefSeq, a predicted model, not a curated record
CCUCCCGAUGAUGAAAUUCGUCCAGCGGAACGUCGCCCAUCCACACCAAGACCAAGAGGACAUCGGCGCGUCGCGUAUCGUCCGUGUUCGUCUGCCGCAAGUAAUUGCUGGUGGUCCGGCAGAGUGUCGCCACCGGUCCGACACAACCGAGGUCUUUCGUAGUUAGGGCUUAACUAAGUAAAUUUGGCGAGAAUCGCCUGGCCUGGACGCUAGUGGAGUACACGCAAUCCAGAGACCGAAAACCGCCAUCAUGCUCCGAUCGUACAAACUGUAUCUGAUGCUGCUGGUCAGCUCGAUCUUCUUCAUCGUGUGCCAGAACCAGGGUUCGAUCACGAAUCUCGUCAGCAACGUGUCCGCCACGUCCGGGACCGGGUCCGACGAAGAUCCGGUCGGCCCCCAGGGACUGGUGGGGGCCGAUAGCGACCUAACGGCGUUCGGGGAACCGGAACCGGGGCUUGCGGAGAAGAUCCGCUCCAGGAGUCUUAACUUCAAGGAGCUGCCACUGAAGCUCGACCGCUCAUCGUCGACGUCGGCCGCAACUAGCAGUUCGGCGGCGGCCGCAACAAGUCCCACGUCCGCCUCGACGACGGUGUCCACGACGACGACGUCGACGACGACUACUUCUACGACGACCACCGAGAAACCGACGGUGGUUAGCAAAGAAACAGCGCCGGACAGUGUCGGACAGCAGGCAGCGUAUCGAUUUCCGGUGGACACGGCCGUGCUGCCGCCACUGUACAUCAUCACACCGACGUACCGGCGGCCGGAGCAGAUCCCGGAGCUUACCCGGCUCGGUUACACGCUGAAGCACGUGCAGAACGUCCUGUGGAUUGUGGUGGAAGACGCGGACAGCUGCACCGAGACCGUGGCCCGCCUGCUGGACGAGAUCGGUGUGCCGUACGUGCAGCUCGCAGCGUCCAUGCCGUCGCAGUAUCGCAAGCAUAAAGUAAAACCACGAGGAGUUUCCAACCGCAAUCGGGCGCUCCAGUGGAUCCGGGCAAACGCCACCGAAGGGAUCCUGUACUUUGCCGACGACGACAACACCUACAAUCUGAAGCUGUUCGAGCAGCUUCGCCGAGUGCGCAAGGUGGCCAUGUUCCCGGUCGGGCUGAUAUCGAAGUUUCAGGUGAGCUCACCGAUCGUGAAGAACGGCACGAUAACGGGCUUCUACGAUGGGUGGCUCGGUGGGCGCAAAUACGCCCUGGACAUGGCCGGGUUCGCCGUGUCCGUCAAGUUUCUGCACUCCCGCCCCAAAGCCCAGAUGCCGUUCAAACCGGGCUACGAAGAGGACGGCUUCCUGCGCAGCCUGGAGCCGCUCGAGCUGAAGGAGGUGGACCUGCUAGCGUCCAACUGUACGGAGAUUCUGACGUGGCACACGCAGGCGAGGAAAAAUCCGCCAGCUCCGGCCCUCGACCGCUCCAAGUACUCCGGCACGAACCUGCUCAAGCUGACGAACUGGCUGGUGUAGAAAGAGUGGACCACGACCGGACACCAACUGGUGGUACCGCGUUGGUUGAAAAAAUUAUCCGUCUGGGUGUUUAAACAAAUGCCGUAGGAGCGGGCUGCAGAAUCCCCGGAAUAAUGUCCUGCAGGAGCAGCGAGAGUGCCAGAGGGAGAGAGAUGGAGCAUGGAAUGUCACGCGCUGGAAUAGUGGGACAGGACGACGGUGCGUCGGGUGCGUUCGUUUUUGUAACAAAAACUGUUCGAAACAUUACUUAGAUAGCGACUCUUCGAGAGGAUACCAAGUGCUGCUGCUCAAAUUCGUCUGCAAAUGGGUUUGUGUCGCACAGAAGCACCACACAUUGGUACUUAAGUGAUCGGCAGAUUGGAACGCGACCCCGGUCUCUUUCCUUCCGUUUCCGGUCUGUCUGUCUGCAAGUUGUUGGUUGCAAAGAUAAAUACAAAACGAACUGAUGUAUUAGGCGACCAAUAAAUUGAUCGAACUAUCUGAAAGGGCCGCGUUUUAAGACUAGAGAUAGAAUAGGUUAGACCAGAGAAGUGGCCAAAACUGUUCACAAAUCUACACAAACCACUAGCAAUGUUCUGGUUUCUUUGGUUUAGUCGACACCGAAAAGUGUGAUAAGCGUAUGGCGGCGAUGGGCGCAAAGUUUCGAGAUACGGUUAGUAAAUCACAGCUAGCGCUGGAAAGUGGGAUUUUUCUUCCACGUUACUAUCUCCGCCAAGGACCGGAGACUGGAUCGGGCGGAAGUGUAUCAAGAUCUUUGACACACAUGACACAGAGCAGCGCGGAACAAAAUCUUCGUUCUUAUCUCGUAAAUGUUAACAUACAGUAUACAUAAACAAUAUCCCCAACAAUAUACACAUUCACACAUUUCCGAUUCCAAUCACAAAUAGUAAGGAGUGCUAGGAGGCGAACCGAACCGUCAACUCCUGUGUGUGGUUAUAGGGCCACCAAGCAAGAUCAGGAGAGAUUUUAGAUAGUAACGUUUUUAACCAAUUUUUAAUUGAUUAGCCAUGGACACAGGGCAAGCCCUCGCCAAACGCGCGAGGGCACUAAGCAUGAUGAUGAUGAUGAUGAUGCAGGAGCGAUGGUAGCGAUCCGUUUGAUUCGGUUUUGUAAAUAUUACCACGAAAAAAAUUCCAAGAAUUUUUCGUUUCACCAAAUCUUAGACUAGUGUGUAGAUAAGCCACUCAUAGACUAGUGUAUCUAAAUCGUAGCUUUUUAUGAUUUACCCGGAGCCAUUCGGCUCGCGGUGUACUCACUCUUCUACUUCUGAUAGGCGAUAACGACGGCGGCGGCGAAUUCCACGAUUUGCGUGUUCCGGGAGCACCCUUGCCCUUGAAGGAACUGGUGGAACUGAAACAACAACCCAAACUUACUGAAAGUACCUUUCGCCACUAACGAUAUAAAGCAAUCCGAUAUUUCACUCCUCAACAGCGUAAAGAGCGAAGCUCCUGAACAGAGGCACACUGGUUGGAGUUGUGUUUUUAAGGAUAGAGGCACCGGAUGUUGGUGAAAGUUUAUGCUAGUGUAAAACGGAGCCUUCUUUUCCUUCGGGCGAAGCAUAUACAACCCAACGUGCCGAUAUCCUUGGUACCGACCCGAAAGACGAGAAUGGAACGAUCUCUUUCGCGAACGAGCUUCUUCGAAUAUUGAAAACAAAACCGUAGCUGUUUACUGACUAUUGUGUGUAGACUAUUGUGUACUUUUCAUCAUUUUCCAUUUAGUCGUGUGUUUCUGCUCGAUAAUAUUUGAUAUUACCACUGUUUGAGCUUUCCGAUAUAACUGUUCACUUUCUUUGCAUAUCCCACUGUAAGUGCUAAAACCUAAGACAUUACUUGUUCGGCCGCAUCCGGAAUCGGCCCAGAAGCCAGGGUGAUCUUGUGGGGCGGGAGCGAAAUCAACAGAAACUUGUGAAACAAUGCUGAAGGAAUAAAAACCGUUGAACCGUGGUGCGAAUGGAGCACGUUCUCCGUAAAGAAUGCAGAAACCGCACAGCAACAGGCGGUUCUGUCUGAUAAGUGAUAAUCUACUAUUCAAACUCUCAAAAGAAGAAUUUUCGAGGAGAUAAAAAACCAACACAAUAAA